Molecule: messenger RNA, 726 nt
Organism: Mangifera indica (mango)
Lineage: Eukaryota; Viridiplantae; Streptophyta; Magnoliopsida; Sapindales; Anacardiaceae
Product: nuclear transcription factor Y subunit B-like
Exons: 2
Coding region: 1-726 (241 amino acids)
Biological process (GO): regulation of transcription by RNA polymerase II
Cellular component (GO): CCAAT-binding factor complex
Molecular function (GO): DNA-binding transcription activator activity, RNA polymerase II-specific; protein heterodimerization activity; RNA polymerase II cis-regulatory region sequence-specific DNA binding
Source: RefSeq, a predicted model, not a curated record
AUGGAGGGUCAAGAUGGAUUCAAUAACAAUCCCAACAAGUUUGCUAGAACAAGCUCUGGUUUGUCUACUAAUUCAAAGGAUGAAUUUGAUGCUGCGAUUGCCACCCUAGCCGCUACUACCAUAAAUGUCACCAUCAACAAUGAUAACGUCAUUAAUGCUGACAAUAAUAAUAAUGACCUUAGUGAACAACAAGAAGUCAUUGAAUCAUCACCAUGCAUUAUCCGUAGUCAAAAUCAACAUAUGCCCAUAACAAAUGUGACUCGCAUCAUGCGCAAAGUACUCCCUCCAAAUGUCAAGAUUGCUGAUAAUGCGAAGGAGUUUAUCCAGGAGUGUGUCACCGAAUAUAUUAGCUUCAUUACUAAUGAAGCUAAUGAUUAUUGUCAUCAUGAACAACGUAAAACUGUGUCGGCUGAGGACCUUAUUUUGGCUAUGGAAAGACUGGGUUUUGACAAUUAUGUUGAGCCUCUCAUUUGUUAUCUAAACCGCUACAGAGAGAGUGAAAGUCGAAGUAAUUCAAGUCCUAAACAACCCAUCACAAUGCAUGACCAUCUGGAUCGUCGACAACCUGUUUACUACAUAGGGCCUCAACAAGGCUUUUACGAUCCAUCAGCUGGGACAUACUUGAGAGAUGACUCUAGCUCCGGAUCAGGUGCAAAUGGAUCCUCCUCUCAAGCGAAUAAUAAAUUUUCUGGUUUUGAUUUUGAUCCAUUUGUUCAAUUUAAAUGA